This is a messenger RNA of Thrips palmi, 3641 nucleotides long. It is a transcript of the gene Rcd1, whose product is annotated as KAT8 regulatory NSL complex subunit 3. Gene Ontology annotation, biological process: positive regulation of transcription by RNA polymerase II. Lineage: Eukaryota; Metazoa; Arthropoda; Insecta; Thysanoptera; Thripidae. The record is from RefSeq and is a predicted model, not a curated record. The transcript has 20 exons. Gene Ontology annotation, cellular component: NSL complex. Bases 420 to 3641 code for a protein of 1073 amino acids.
UACGCGGACGGAAAAUAAACAAAAGACCCCAGCAGAGAUGGCGUCACUUCGUUGAUGUCUGUCUCUGCUUUAAUUUUCUUGUGCAUUUUUGGUACAUUUUCAUCAUGGGUUCGGCAACAUGAAGGCCUUUUUGAAGGUUUUCCGCCUCGGCUUCGCGUCUGACGCCCGAUCCGUGGUCGCGAGCCCCAGCCCCACGACCUCUGAGAGAAGGUCCUCGUUCUAGUUUAUGAGACGGUUUCCAGUUGGAACAGGGCGACGGACUGGGCCUCUUACACUUACACAUUAACCCCUAAAGCUGGGUCCGAGGCAACUGGGCCCCAGCCCCAGGCCCCUGGGUGGGCCCCAGGCCUCACAGUGGGGGUGGCUCGCUCACGCAGCUCACGCUCUCGGGCCCAGCUGCGUUGGUCUGCAGUCUGAACAUGUCUGCAAACGCUGCAAACGCAAAGCCUGCAGACCCACAGACUCAGACGGUUACGCUGGCCAAUGGGGACGUUGCGAAUGGGGCGGUGGCCAACCGUAUUUGUUCAGUUCUUAACACAAUUGUCAACAAGAUGAGCAACAUGAAGGGGAAAGACAGCCUAAUGAAGAUGCUGCUGGCAGCAGGCCCUGCUAGUAUCACAAUUUCAUCAGGUCCUUCGACCCAAAAUCCAAAUUUUACUGCCUCGGGCAGCACCAGUACAUCUUCCUCGUCAACUCUGACCAGUCCCAUGAGUGACCAAGUUGAGGAGUAUGCUGCCUAUCGUAGCAGCAGCUAUCUUAAACAGUUAACCAGUCACAAUGACCAAGAGGUUACUCUGGUGGAGAUGGACCACCCAUACGCCCAUCCAUGGAACUGGCGACCGGACAAUGUCAAAGCGAAACCUGUCCGGUCAUUGUUUGUUUACCAGUCGCCAAGGAAAGCCCAAGAUGUCAAAGAAAUUGAUGUUGAGAGGCCCCCUCUUCAACCUCAACCUGUUUAUGAUCCAUCUAAAGCACGUUAUUGCAUGGAUGAAUGUGAGCGAUUUGUAGCCAGUGCUCGCCUUGGGGAUGAUAAAGAAAGUGCUGAAACCGAUUGGGAGGAGAAAGUUUCAAGAUUUGGCUGGAGCUCAAUACAGAAUCGCCUUUUCAACAAAAUGGCACGUAUUCUGUAUACAGACCAGUUGUCUCAUCUAGCAAAUUCUGGUCACUGGAAUGAACCAGUUUUAAGAAGAAUCUCUGUCGACAAAUCAUCUCGAAGAGUUCGGGCUCUUUUUGCCUCCAUAUCAUGGGACCUAAAACUAACUCAAUGGUUACAUGCAACAUUAAUAGACUCUCUCAGUGCAAGAUAUUUGUCCUCAUAUUUCAACAUUUUACAGAAUUUGAAAAACAAAGUUCCUACACUGGUUGAUAAAAUGAUGUCAGUAACAACGUCCCUUGGAAGAACGGGGCUGUCAUCAAACGAAGGUAUUAGCCAUUUAAUAAAACGAGUCUGGGAUCCUGCUACAUCUGGUCUAUCAAGAUUCAGACUGCGGAAACUUCCUGCCAAUCCAAUUAUUGUAAUUGUACCAUCUGGUCCGGGCAAAGCUUACAAACAAUCAUCCCGUUCCACAUAUUGGACCACUCAUCUUUCUGCUCUUGGUACUGUUGUCACUGUAUAUACUGGGCAAGUCAAUGGAAAGACAACUCUAUCCAGUUGCUUAGAUCAGUUGCUGACUACAACUCGUACUAAAAUAUCAGAACUUAAGGCUGAUUGCCCUGGCAGGCCCAUAAUUCUUGUCGGUUGGAACACAGGAGCAGCUCUUGCUUGUCAGAUCUCUAUGAUGGACAGUGUCACUGCAGUUGUAUGCCUGGGUUUUCCCUUGUGUACAGUAGAGGGAAUACGAGGAGAACCAGAUGACAAUAUUUACUCAAUGCGAUGUCCUAUUUUAUUUGUGAUUGGUCAGAAUUCAGCUACCACUACGGUUGAAGGUCUGGAGGACAUGCGUAGCCGUAUGGCUGUUGAUACUGGUCUAGUUGUGGUUGGCUCUGCUGAUGACCAGUUGCGGAUGACAAAAACUAAGAAGAGACUGGAAGGAAUAACUCAAAAUAUGGUGGAUCGGUGUAUUCUUGAUGAAGUCAGUGACUUCUUGGGGCCGAUACUUGCCCAGGCCAGUUCCAGACAAGCACAGUUCUACCAGAACAAUGCCCUGAGUGAAAGUACAAACAUUAUUCCCCAUCCGGUACCACCAAGGCCAGGUCCAGGGCGUCCUCCAGGUAGUGGAAAGGGACAACGCAAGAGGAAGGCAUCCGGGGAUAGCUCACUUGACAGUGACUCUGCAACUCCAGCUUUGAAACGAGCUAGAACUGGCAUGCCUUUGACUAUUUGUGGGCCUAGUAGUUCUGCUGCUGCUAAGCAAGCACUGCCCACAAUGCCAACCCUUGUUUCAUACUCUGACCAAGGCCGUAGAAAGGGGUCCUCCUCGUCUCAGCCCAAAAUGGUCAUUAGCUCUGUUAAUUUCACUCCUGCCUCUGACAGUAAGUGGCAAGCCAAUCUGGCUGGAGGCCGCCCUGUCACCGCAAGCUUGUCUCAGUCAACAUCAACAAAUUCCAUUACAUUCAGCCUUGGAAACAUUGCAAGUCUCGGAAACAUCGGUCCAAUACGAUUGGGUCCGGGAUCAGCCCUAGCAGAUGCCUUGUCUUCAGCGAAGAAGGUGUCUGCUAAAGCAAAACAGAUUCCGACUGACAAGGCAAACCCAUCUGAAGGGUCCUCCACAGGAGGAAUGCUUCAGAUGCAAUCAGGUAAAGUGAUUGCAAGCAGGCCAUCUACUCAGUCGGGACUGACCCAGUUGACCACCCUUCUGCAAACUAGUGGGAACACAACACGGCUUGUAGCAGCUCCAGCCGCAUCAAGUAUGAUGACGACAGCUGCAAACAACAGUGGCACAACAACUAGCAGCGCGUCUGGUGUCAUCUACUCGUCUGUUGUCAAUGGUCAACCUCACUUAAAGCAGAUACAGAGCCAUCCUCAACUUCUUCAUACUCAGCAACAGCAGAUUACUGUGUCCCAAGCUCAAGCACAGCUCCGAGACACCUCGUCCUCUGCCGCAGCAAGUGCGACCGGCCUGACAGUGCGCAGCGCCGUGACGAGUGACCAGCUCACGGCGGAGCACAUCAUGAACCUGCCCGUGCUGUUCGAGUCCGACUACGCCGAGUCGCACGCCGCCGACACCCUGGUGACGGGGGAGCAGGCGGUCCGCGCCGUGCGCGCGCUGCAGACCAAGGCGCAGGCGCCUGACGCGCCAGCGAACCCCGUCAAGCUGGUGAUGAGCCGACCGUCGUCGUCCGCCUCCAUGGAGCUGGUGCUGAGCCCCACCGCCUCGACGGCGUCCACCGCCACCACGGCCUCCGUGCAGCCCGGCUCGUCCGUCAAGAUGCUGGGCUUCGUGAAGCGGCCCGUGGUCGUGCCCGGCUCGGCCGCCGCGGCCGGGGGGACGCCCUUGUCGGUGUUCCGGCCGGUGUACGAUGUAUAUCAUAGUGUAAUGUCAAUAUCAGAGACUGAAAUGUUUGUUUGUCUUGAUUUAAAUGGUGAAGCUUGUUUACUAUUUCUAUGGUGGAAUUGGUUAUUAGAUAAAAAUAAUUAUUUGGCUUGUGUUAUUGCUUUGUCUUUCUCACCUAAUUGUGAUACAUUAGCCAAAAGAAUCUGA